Messenger RNA from Alnus glutinosa, 4963 nucleotides. Its product is annotated as myosin-17-like. Gene Ontology annotation, biological process: actin filament organization; vesicle transport along actin filament. The transcript is spliced from 39 exons. Gene Ontology annotation, cellular component: myosin complex; cytoplasm; actin cytoskeleton. Gene Ontology annotation, molecular function: actin filament binding; ATP binding; microfilament motor activity. The record is from RefSeq and is a predicted model, not a curated record. The coding region runs from base 87 to 4688 and encodes 1533 amino acids. NCBI's taxonomy places the organism in Eukaryota, Viridiplantae, Streptophyta, Magnoliopsida, Fagales, Betulaceae.
UCUCUCUCUCUCUCUCUCUCGCUCUCUCGUGUUGGUGUGCUUGUUGAGGCUUUGUUUUAUGUGACUGUUCUUGCUGGGUUUCUACUAUGUGUAAAUGGGCAGCACCUGUUAACGUAGUUGUAGGUUCUCAUGUCUGGGUUGAAGAUCCAGUUGUAGCAUGGAUAGAUGGAGAAGUUACUCGGAUCAAUGGCCAUGAGGUUCUUGUCAACACCGCCAAUGGAAAAACAGUCACAAAGAUAUCAAAAGUGUUUCCAAAGGAUAGUGAAGCUCCUCCUGGAGGUGUAGAUGACAUGACGAAGCUUUCCUAUUUGCAUGAACCUGGAGUGCUGCAGAAUCUGGCUGCUAGAUAUGAACUCAAUGAAAUCUAUACAUACACAGGCAAUAUCCUGAUAGCAGUUAAUCCAUUUCAACGAUUGCCUCAUCUAUAUGACACGCACAUGAUGGAACAAUACAAAGGAGCUGCUCUUGGGGAGCUAAGUCCUCAUGUUUUUGCAGUUGCAGAUGUUGCAUACAGGGCGAUGAUUAACGAAAGAAAAAGCAAUUCGAUUUUGGUUAGUGGAGAAAGUGGUGCUGGUAAAACUGAGACAACAAAGAUGCUCAUGAGAUAUCUUGCGUACUUAGGUGGGCGAUCUGGAGUAGAAGGACGGACAGUUGAACAACAAGUUUUGGAGUCCAACCCAGUUCUUGAAGCCUUUGGCAAUGCGAAAACAAUUAGGAACAACAACUCAAGUCGUUUUGGUAAAUUCGUUGAAAUCCAAUUCGACAAGAAUGGGGGGAUAUCUGGGGCAGCAAUCAAAACUUAUCUGCUUGAAAGGUCUCGUGUUUGCCAAAUUUCCAAUCCAGAAAGAAACUACCAUUGCUUUUACCUCCUUUGUGCUGCACCACCUGAGGAUGUUGCGAGAUAUAAGUUGGGGAGCCCGAAAUCUUUCCAUUAUUUAAACCAAUCAACUUGUUAUGAGCUGGAUGGUGUAAAUGAUGCUCAUGAAUAUCUUGCAACCAGAAGGGCCAUGGAAAUAGUUGGAAUUAGUGAGCAAGAACAGGAGGCAAUAUUCAGGGUUGUAGCAGCAAUUCUUCACCUUGGUAAUAUUGAUUUUGCAAAAGGGAAGGAAAUAGAUUCCUCAGUCAUUAAGGAUGAGAAGUCUAGAUUUCAUCUUAAUAUGACAGCAGAACUUCUUAGAUGUGAUGCCCAGAGCUUGGAAUAUGCGCUAAUUAAACGUGUAAUGGUGACACCUGAAGAAGUUAUUACAAGAACUCUUGACCCUGAUAAUGCAAUUGCUAGCAGAGAUGCAUUAGCCAAGACGAUAUAUUCUCACUUAUUUGACUGGAUUGUGGAAAAAAUUAACAUUUCGAUUGGACAGGAUCCGAACUCAAAGUCAAUAAUUGGAGUUCUUGAUAUAUAUGGAUUUGAAAGUUUUAAGUGCAAUAGCUUUGAGCAGUUCUGCAUCAAUUUCACAAAUGAAAAACUACAACAACAUUUCAAUCAGCAUGUGUUUAAAAUGGAGCAGGAAGAGUAUACCAAAGAAGAGAUAAGUUGGAGCUACAUUGAGUUCAUUGAUAACCAAGAUGUGCUUGAUUUGAUUGAAAAGAAACCUGGAGGAAUUAUUGCACUACUUGAUGAAGCCUGCAUGUUUCCUAAGUCUACACAUGAGACAUUUGCACACAAGUUGUACCAGAUAUUCAAAACACACAAGCGUUUUAUCAAACCAAAGCUUUCUCGCACUGAUUUUACCAUAUCACACUACGCGGGGGAGGUAAGUUAUCAAGCUGAUCAGUUUCUGGACAAGAACAAAGAUUAUGUGGUAGCUGAACAUCAAGCUUUAUUGACUGCCUCAAAGUGCUCCUUUGUGGUGGGUCUGUUUCCCCCACUUCCAGAAGAAUCAUCAAAGUCAUCCAAAUUUGCUUCCAUCGGAUCACGCUUCAAGCUACAACUUCAAUCUUUGAUGGAGACCUUGAGCGCAACUGAACCUCACUACAUCAGAUGUGUGAAGCCAAAUGAUGCCCUGAAACCUGCUAUUUUUGAGAAUUUUAAUAUUCUUCAACAAUUACGCUGUGGUGGUGUUCUUGAGGCAAUUAGGAUAAGUUGUGCUGGAUAUCCUACUAGGCGUACAUUUUAUGAGUUUCUUAAUCGUUUUGGUGUUCUGGCUCCAGAAAUUCUGGAAGGAAAUUAUGAUGAUAAAGUUGCUUGCCAAAUGAUUCUUGAUAAAAAGGGAUUGAAAGGAUAUCAGAUAGGCAAGACCAAGGUUUUCCUAAGAGUGGGUCAGAUGGCUGAGUUGGAUGCUAGAAGAGCAGAGAUACUUGGAAAUGCUGCUAGAACCAUCCAACGGCAAAUUCGUACAUACGUUACUCGUAAAGAGUUCAUCUCAUUGCGCCAAGCUGCUAUUUGCUUACAAUCUCACUUGCAAGGUAUAAUGGCCCGCAAACUGUAUCUGCAGUUGAGACGGGAAGCUGCAGCCCUGAAGUUUCAGAAGAACUUCAGGCGAUACAGUGCCAGGAAAUCCUACCUAAUAGUACUGUCAGCUGCAACCAUGUUGCAGACAGGCUUAAGGGCAAUGACAGCGCGCAAUGAAUUCAGAUUACAGAAUCAAACCAAGGCCGCCAUCAUCGUCCAGGCAAAUUGGCGGUGCCACCAAGCUUAUUCCUAUUAUAAGAGUCUUCAGAAGGCAGUUAUUGUUUCUCAGUGUGGCUGGAGAUGUAGAGUUGCUGGAAGAGAGCUCAGAAAGCUCAAAAUGGCUGCAAGAGAAUCUGGGGCUCUUAAAGAAGCAAAGGACAAAUUAGAAAAGCGUGUAGAAGAACUUACAUGGCGCUUGCAAUUUGAAAAGCGAUUAAGGACUGAUCUUGAGGAGGCAAAAGCCCAAGAAGUUGCCAAGUUGCGGGAUGCAUUGCAUGCAAUGCAAGUACAAAUAGAAGAAGCAAACUCUAUGGUCAUCAAAGAACUAGAGGCAGCUGGGAAAGCUAUUGAAGAAGCACCUCCUGUCAUUAAGGAGACUCGUGUUAUAAUACAAGAUACGGAAAGGGUUGAUUUGUUGACAGCUGAAGUUGAAAGGUUUAAGGCCUUGUUGCCAUUAGAAACACGGAUGGCGGAAGAGGCGAAGCAGGCUUAUGCUGUUGAGCAAGCCAAAAAUAGGGAAUUGACUAGGAAGCUUGAAGAUGCAGGGAAGAAAGUGGAUCAGCUUCAAGAUUCAGUGCAAAGGCUUGAAGAGAAGCUCUCUAAUUUAGAAUCGGAGAAUCAAGUACUUCGCCAACAAUCCCUAGCUAUAUCACCAACUGGUAAAGCUCUAUUUGCUAGACCAAAGACAGCAAUCAUUCAGAGAACUCUGGAGAAUGGAGAUGUUCAAAAUGGAGAAAUGAGAAAAGCAUUGGAUUCAGUUGCUGCAGAACCUAACUCACGGGAAUCUGAAACUGAGGAUAAGCCACAGAAAUCUCUAAAUGAGAAGCAGCAAGAGAACCAGGACCUGCUAAUAAAGUGUACUUCACAAGAUCUAGGUUUUUCCGGGGGCAGGCCUGUUGCUGCUUGUCUAAUAUACAAAUGCCUUCUCCAUUGGAGGUCUUUUGAGGUUGAAAGAACCAACAUUUUUGACCGUAUCAUUCGAACAAUAGGCGCAGCAAUAGAGGUCCAGGAUAACAUUGACGUUUUAUCUUAUUGGUUAUCAAAUUCAUCCACGUUGCUGUCACUCCUUCAGCGCACACUGAAAGUAACUGGAGCAGCAAGCUUAACUCCGCAACGGCGAAGAUCAACAUCAACUUCUCUGUUUGGGAGGAUGUCUCAAGGGCUUCGAAUGUCUCCACAUAGUGCUGGGUUCUCAUUUCUUAAUAAUCGGAUGCUUGGUGGCCUGGAUGAACUACGGCAAGUUGAAGCCAAAUAUCCAGCUUUGCUUUUCAAGCAGCAACUCACAGCCUUCCUUGAGAAAAUAUAUGGAAUGAUAAGAGAUAAUUUAAAAAAAGAGAUCUCCCAAGUACUUGAAUUGUGUAUCAAGGCACCUAAGACAUCCCGAGCUAGUUUAGUGAAGGGACGUUCUCAAGCUAAUGCUGUGGAUCAACAAGAUUUGGUUGCUCACUGGCAAAGCAUUGUGAAAAGUCUAAAUAACUACUUGAAGAUUGUGAGGGCCAACUACGUCCCUCCAUUCCUAGUUUGCAAAGUAUUUACUCAGAUAUUUUCCUUUAUCAAUGUUCAGUUAUUUAACAGCCUUCUCUUGCGGCGUGAAUCUUGUUCAUUCAGCAAUGGGGAAUACGUGAAGGCAGGGCUGGCUGAGUUGGAACAGUGGUGUCAUGAUGCAACAGAGGAGUUUGUAGGUUCGGCAUGGGAUGAGCUGAAGCACAUCAGACAAGCAGUUGGCUUCCUGGUCAUACAUCAGAAGCCAAAAAAGUCCUUAAACGAAAUAACAAAUGAUCUUUGUCCAGUGCUUAGCAUACAGCAAUUGUACAGGAUCAGCACAAUGUACUGGGAUGACAAAUAUGGUACACACAGUGUAUCUACAGAUGUUAUUUCGCGUAUGAGAAUUAUGAUGACUGAGGACUCAAACAAUGCUGCCAGCAGUUCUUUCUUAUUGGAUGAUGACGACUCAAGCAUUCCAUUUUCUGUGGAUGACAUUUCCAAGUCAAUGCAACAAAUAGAAAUUGCUGAUAUUGAUCCUCCACCUCUUAUUCGCGAAAACUCAGGCUUUACAUUCUUAUUACAACGCUCAGAAUGAUAUCAAAUAGUCUUUUCUCUCCCCUGGCAUUACUCCUUGCACCUCCAAGAGCCAAUGUGUAGUUAUAUUAAUCAAUUUUUUCACCCAGGCUAUAAUUUACUCUGUCUGGGCCAAUUCUUUUAUUUAUUGAUGUAGCUGGCGCUGGGUAUUUGGUCUAGUCUUCUUUACUAGUUACACUACAGUAGGCUUCUUUUUGUUAUUUGUUGGCCUUUUAGUUUUGUAAUAAGUUUAUCCUUAUGUGAGUUGUCUUCUACUCCGAGUUGUAAUUUUUUAUA